UUAAACUGGCGGUUUUAUGCUCUCAGCUCUUCUCUGUUUUUGCUGCUCGCAAAACUACCGUUAUUCCUCCUUCCUUCCUUCCAUCCUCUCUAACAGCCACAAUGGAUUCGCAGUCGCCACUGCUGAAGCUAGUAAUCGUGCAGGGGCCACGUGAAGGUGAAGCGUUAGAGUAUAAAUCCGGAUCCACGGUACGAAUCGGGCGGGUCGUCAAGGGGAACAACCUUACCAUAAAGGAUGCCGGCAUCUCCUGCAAGCAUAUCCAGAUUGGGUCCGAAUCAGGAAAAUGGCUCCUCCAAGAUCUCGGAUCCUCAAAUGGAACAAUCCUCAACUCCGCCGCUGUACCUCCUGACACUCCCUUCGAGCUCUGCAACGGUGACAUUAUUAAGCUCGGCGAGUUUACCUCCAUCCUCGUUGAGUUUCGCGAGCAUGACCAGCCUUGCAAGCCCCGGCGGAAUCCCCGGCGCCAUGGUCGUGAUUUGAAGGAAAGCACAGAGGGUAAGAAUGUGGAAAAAUUGCCGAGGAAGGGUAGGAUUUUGAAGGAAAGCACAGAGAGUGAGAAUGUGGAAAAAUUGACGAGGAAGGGUAGGGUUUUGAAGAGCGAGAUUGUUGAGGAUUUUGACAAAGUGGGAAAUCUGGAUGACCAAGUUGAGAAGAGAAUUAAUUCAAGACUUACGCGCAGCAGGAAGAUUGAGCUUGGUGAAGGUUUGAGUUUGGAUUGUGGAAAAUCGGGAAUUCACCCUAAGAACAGGCCUGGACGUGGGAGCAAGAGGAAGAAUUUACAGGAAGAGCCACCUGAGAGUACUCGAACUGAUGCCGUGGAUACAAAAGAGGGCCAUUUGGGCGAAGAAGCUCAAAUUGACGAGGAAGUUAAGGAGAAGAUGGAUGAUUUGAGGUUAGGAGGGGACUGUAAAGGGACUGCGAGUGGGAGCGGCCAUAAGCUCCGGGAUGGAGGUGAAUUUGAGGUUUACGAUACUGGUAAGGUAGAGGACAGUCCUAAUUGUGAGGCUAAGGAGACUAGUGAUAAGUUGGAGAACGAAGACAAUUGUAAUGUUCUGGAGAAUAGUGAUAAAGUGGAUAAGGGGAGUCGUUCUGCUGAAAAUGUUGAUGGGAGGGUGGGGGUGGAUUUGGAGAAGAUGACACUGGGAGAGUGGUUUGAUUACAUGGAGGUUAAUUUGCCAAAGCAGAUAAUUGAUUCCACGGAGGAGAUGAUUGAAGGGAUGAGAAGAAAAACGGAACGAGUUCGAGAGUACAUAAUAGAGCAGAAGAAGGGGAAAAUGCCUGUUGCCGUUGAUUAGACAGGAAAACUUCAGUUCUUACGAAAUCAGGCCUCUGAAUCUAGCUUGUCUCAGCUGAAAGAGUGCAUGUAAAGCUAAUUGUACAGAGCCAACUAUAUUUGAGGAUUAAA
Molecule: messenger RNA, 1405 nt
Organism: Carica papaya (papaya)
Lineage: Eukaryota; Viridiplantae; Streptophyta; Magnoliopsida; Brassicales; Caricaceae
Product: FHA domain-containing protein At4g14490
Molecular function (GO): protein binding
Source: RefSeq, a predicted model, not a curated record